UUGGCAUAUAAAGGAUUAACCAUGGUGGAAAUUACCGAGAGUUCAUCGCCGGCAUCAACGUCACGUCCAGCUUUUAAAGAAUCCAACAGCUUCCUCACCGCCGAUGGCCACAAUAAUCCACCGGAAUUCAAUCAUCAGCCACCGGAAACAGCCCCUCCGGCCAAGCGAAAACGGAAUCUAGCCGGAAUGCCAGAUCCAGAUGCAGAAGUGAUUGCGCUGUCGCCGAAAACCCUCCUCGCGACCAACCGAUUCGUGUGCGAGAUCUGCAACAAGGGUUUCCAGCGGGACCAAAACCUGCAGCUCCACCGGCGGGGCCACAACCUGCCGUGGAAGCUCCGGCAGAGGGGCGCCGGCGAGGCGGCGCGGAGGCGCGUGUACGUGUGCCCGGUGCCCACGUGCGCCCACCACGACCCCUCGCGGGCCCUCGGCGACCUCACCGGAAUCAGGAAGCACUUCUGCCGGAAGCACGGGGAGAAGAAGUUUAGGUGCGACCGGUGCUCCAAAAACUACGCCGUCUGUUCUGACUGGAAAGCCCACGUGAAGACGUGCGGCAGCCGAGAGUACAGAUGUGAUUGCGGCACUUUGUUCUCAAGGAGAGACAUUUUCAUCACUCAUAGAGCUUUUUGCGAGGCUUUGACUCGGGAAAGCUCAAUGUCCCGGCCACCGGAGAGCGGUGGAGGAGAUUCGAAAGCUCCGGCUGAAGCUUUUCUACCACCGGUGGAGGCAGCUGCCGCCAGUCCUCCACCGCCGCCACUAACUCCGCCCACCGGCGUGUUGUCUCCGGUUAUGUCGGUUCAGAGCUCGGCAGCAGAAUUGCCAGAAAAUAAGAAUGUGCACUUACAACCGGCAGCUUUAACUACUUCAAUAGCUCCGGCAGCUUUAACUACCUCAAUAGCUCCGGCAGCCACCACCACUGCCACCGGAAGCUGCUCCUCCACCGCUAGCGGCAAUUUUCCCGCCACACUCAGUCCAUCGACCUCCGAAACUCCCCAAUCUUCAAUUAAUGGCCCAGCAUCCUUCCCGGGCCUUCUUUGCCCGAUAUCGGGCCCUAUCCGGCCCGCCACAGACCCCAUGUCCCUGUCUUUAUCCCCUUCCUUCUACGGCCCGUUUUUGCAGUCCACACCACAAAACCAUCACCAUCACUAUCUCCAGGGCCCGCAGCCCGCGUUAUCCGCAACAGCAUUGCUCCAGAAGGCUGCCCAAAUGGGCUCGACAUCAUCUGGCUCAUUCAUCAGCGGGCUCGGGCUUGGCCCGACUUCUCCAUCUGGCCCGCAGUCCGGGCUUGGGCUUGGUCUUGGGCUUGGCUCUGGCGGGUCUUCGGGUUUGCAUGAUAUGAUGAUGGGCCCUUCGAUUUUCGUCGAGAAGCCCACAACGACUCUUGACUUUCUCGGGCUGGGAAUGGAGGGUGCUGAUCAGUCCCAGCCCGCGGGCUUCUCAGCCUUUCUGAGCUUGAUGAGUGGUGACGGGCUUCGUAAUAUGGGUGGUUAUUUAUGAGUUGUGUAUGUGAAAGGUUGUUCAUAGGGAGGACUGUAAUUUUGCUACUGCUUUUUGUGCUUUUGUACAGUUUAAAGUUAGUAAGUGAAAUAGUGUACUAAGUUGAGUUGAUUUACACCUGAAUCUUUGUUGCUGGAAGAGAAGUUGAUUUGCAAUUGUUUGUCUACCUGAUGAACUAUAGAUGGCACUUUACCCUUUUUUAAGCAGUGC
Striga asiatica is the source of this 1704-nucleotide messenger RNA. NCBI's taxonomy places the organism in Eukaryota, Viridiplantae, Streptophyta, Magnoliopsida, Lamiales, Orobanchaceae. The record is from the annotation of a GenBank genome assembly.